This is a messenger RNA of Struthio camelus australis, 2439 nucleotides long. The record is from RefSeq and is a predicted model, not a curated record. Lineage: Eukaryota; Metazoa; Chordata; Aves; Struthioniformes; Struthionidae.
AUGAACAAAUUGGAAGGAUGCUGGCGGUGUCCCGUCCAGCCUGAGCUCACGCGGAGCCCGGCCAGGGCGCUCUUCCCCGGCACCCCGGUCCCCCGCGUCCGGGGAGCAACCGUCUGGCGGCGGAGGAGCCCCGUCCCUCGCAGGGUGGAGCUCGGGGGGUACCGCUGGGUUCGUUUCCCGGCCCGGCACCGCUUUACGUGUGUCGAGUCCAAAGUCUUCCUCAUCUACAACACGGGCCUGCAGGGCUGCCUGGAGACCAAGGACUCACUGGUGAGGCUGGCCAAGGCCUGCAACACCAGCGCCCCAGCCCACCAGUGGAAAUGGGUUUCGAGGAACCGGCUCUUCAACCUCUCACAGCACCUGGGCACCCAGGCGGCCAAUUCCUCCCUGGCGCCCACCGACAGGGGCGACCAAGCCCGCGGCUCGCACUGGCGCACCUAUGGCACUGAGGAGGAUCUCUGCUCCGUGCCCUAUUCUGAGAUUUACACCAUUCAGGGCAACUCGCACGGGAAGCCCUGCACCAUCCCCUUCAAGUACGACAACCAGUGGUUCCAUGAGUGCACCAGCACGGGGCGCGAGGACGGCCACCUCUGGUGCGCCACCACCCAGGACUACGGCAAGGAUGAACGAUGGGGCUUCUGUCCCAUUAAGAGCAAUGACUGUGAGACCUUCUGGGACAAGGACCACCUCACCAACAGCUGCUACCAGUUCAACUUCCAGUCAACGCUGUCGUGGCGGGAGGCCUGGAAUAGCUGUGAGCAGCAAGGUGCCAACUUGCUGAGCAUCACCGAGAUCCAUGAGCAGACCUACAUCAACGGGCUGCUCACGGGCUACAGCUCCACGCUCUGGAUUGGCCUCAACGACUUGGACAUCAACGGCGGCUGGCAGUGGUCGGACAACUCACCGCUCAAGUACCUCAACUGGGAGAGCGACCAGCCCGACAACCCCAGCGAGGAGAACUGCGGCGUCAUCCGGACCGAGUCGUCGGGUGGCUGGCAGAACCGUGACUGCGGCAUCGCCCUCCCCUACGUCUGCAAGAAGAAGCCCAACGCCACCGCCGAUCCCUUCGCCACGGACUCAUGGUCGGAGGUGAAGGUGGACUGCGAGCCCAGCUGGCAGUCUUUCCAGUCCAACUGCUACCGCCUGGUGGGAGAGAAGAAAAGUUGGCAGGACGCGAAGAAGACCUGCCUGCGAAGCGGGGGGGACCUGGUGAGCAUCCACACCCUCUCCGAGCUGGAGUUCGUCACCAAGCAGAUCAAGCAAGAUGUGGAAGAGCUGUGGAUUGGCCUGAAUGACCUCAAGCUGCAGAUGAACUUCGAGUGGUCGGACGGGACGCCGGUGAGGUUCACCUACUGGCAUCCCUUCGAGCCCAACAACUUCCGCGACAGCCUGGAAGACUGCGUGACCAUUUGGGGCCCGGAAGGGAGGUGGAACGACAGCCCGUGUAACCAGACCCUGCCCUCUAUCUGCAAAAAACCCGGUCGGGUGAGCCAGGAGAAAGAGGAGGAUGACCACGGGUGCCGAAAGGUGAGGGCGACCUGGGGCGGGCGCUGCCAGCGGGUAGAUCGCAGUCCCGCUUGCUGCAAACCCCACGGCAAAGCGAAGUUGCCUGCUUUGCCUGAGCCACGUGGCCUCCGUCCCCAACGGCCGGGGCCACGUGGGCGGCUGCCCAUGGGCGCUGGGAGCCCGCCGUCCGCUCGCGGGCUGGGUGGACGCGACGCCCUCCUCUUCCCCGCUCCCGCGUUGCUCCGAAAGCAGCUGCGGGCGGGCGUCGCGGAGCUGCGGGACGGGCUCCUCGGCCGCGCUGGCCUGCCCCGCGGCCCCAAGACGCGGGUGUUCAACUCUGACAAACUGCAAGAGAAGAAGACGUGGAUCGCGGCGCAGGAGUUUUGCCGGGAGCUGGGGGCCCAGCUGCUCAGCCUGGGCAGCUACGAGGAGGAGCACUUCGUGGCCAACACCCUCAACAAGAUCUUUGGUGAAGCGGAGCCGGAGAUCCACGAGCAGCACUGGUUCUGGAUCGGCCUGAACCGGCGGGACCCUGCGGGAGACCGGAGCUGGCGCUGGAGCGACGGGCUGGGGUUCUUCUACCACAACUUUGACCGCAGUAACUACGAUGACGACGACAUCCGGGACUGCGCCGUGCUGGACCUGGCCUCCUUGCAGUGGAUGCCGAUGCAGUGCGAAUCCCAGCUGGACUGGAUCUGCAAGCUGCCCAAAGGUGCCGACGUGAAGGAGCCGGAGAUCACGACCCAAGGCAGCAAAGAGUGGGUGAAGUACCAGGACGCAGAGUACAAGUUCUUCGAGCAUCACUCCACGUGGGUGCAGGCCCAGCGCAUCUGCACCUGGUUCCAGGCCGAGCUCGUUUCGGUGCACAAUCAGGCCGAGCUGGAUUUCUUGGGCCAGAACCUGAAGAAGGUAGGAGAGCGCCAGCGCCUUUGA